Molecule: messenger RNA, 627 nt
Organism: Hibiscus syriacus
Lineage: Eukaryota; Viridiplantae; Streptophyta; Magnoliopsida; Malvales; Malvaceae
Exons: 1
Coding region: 1-627 (208 amino acids)
Molecular function (GO): nucleic acid binding; RNA-DNA hybrid ribonuclease activity
Source: RefSeq, a predicted model, not a curated record
AUGGGUGUGUCUGCACUCUAUGGAAUGUUAGCCCGAUGGCAAAUAUUACUAUAUGAAUUUGACAUUGAAUACGUAAGUCAAAAGGCUAUAAAAGGAAGUGUCAUAUCUGACUUCUUAGCAAGCAAAAUGUCUGAAAACUAUGAACCAUUAGACUUCGACUUCCCAUAUAAAGACUUGAUGGCUAUAUCUUUAGAAGAAGCAAAUACUUCCACGUGUAACUCCAGGAAAAUGCAUUUUGAUAGUGCAUCAAAUGCGUUAGGGCAUGUCAUUGGGGCUAUUUUGGUCUCACCCAAAGGCAAUCAUUAUUCAUUCACUAGCAGAUUAAACUUUUAUUGCACUAGCAACAUGGCGGAGUAUGAAGCUUGUGUUUUGGGGAUUCAAACUGCUAUUGGACUGAACAUAAAGACUUUGAGGGUGUAUGGAGAUUAUGCCUUAGUGGUCUAUCAGCUCCGAGGAGAGUGGGAAACAAAAGAUACCAAAUUGGUGGAAUACAGAAAGCUCAUUCUAAAUCUACUUAAAGAAUUUGAUGAGGUCAAUUUCUAUUACAUACUAAGAGAAGAGAAUCAAAUGGUAUAUGUUUUAGCUAACUUGUACAAGCAUUCAAGGCUGAUGGGGAAACCGACAUGA